AUGGACGAUGGUUAUGCGGCUCUGAAGUGGCUCCGAGCUCAAGCCACGUCUGAUGAGCCGGAUACAUGGUUGACAGAUGUGGCUGACUUCAACCGGGUUUUCAUAUCGGGAGACUCGGCCGGUGGGAACAUUGCCCAUAAUUUGGCAGUGCGGCUGAGGGCCGGCUCGCCCGAGUUGGUACCGGUUCGAGUGAAGGGGUACGUGCUGUUGGCACCUUUCUUUGGUGGUGACGUUCUGACGAGGUCGGAGGCGGAGGGACCCAAGGAUGCUUUCUUGAAUUGGGAACUUAUUGACAGGUCACCAGUUGUGACAGUUGUUUGUUUUCUUCUGCCGAUUUUUAUUUUAGGACAUGUUUGGUUUGCUUUUUUUUUUUUUUUUUAA
Thlaspi arvense is the source of this 381-nucleotide messenger RNA. The record is from the annotation of a GenBank genome assembly. Lineage: Eukaryota; Viridiplantae; Streptophyta; Magnoliopsida; Brassicales; Brassicaceae.